Molecule: messenger RNA, 3631 nt
Organism: Ctenopharyngodon idella (grass carp)
Lineage: Eukaryota; Metazoa; Chordata; Actinopteri; Cypriniformes; Xenocyprididae
Product: metal transporter CNNM4
Exons: 8
Coding region: 62-2683 (873 amino acids)
Biological process (GO): magnesium ion transport; magnesium ion homeostasis
Cellular component (GO): plasma membrane
Molecular function (GO): magnesium ion transmembrane transporter activity; sodium ion transmembrane transporter activity
Source: RefSeq, a predicted model, not a curated record
UCCGCGUGUGGCAGCGAUGGCGUGACGUAAUGUCCAGCCUUGCGGAGAGAGCGCAACAAACAUGGCGACAGAGCGGAGCGGGCAGGGGUGUCUUCUAACUUUCAUCGUGUUCCUCUGGAGCUCUGUAGGCGGGCGAACUGAGACGUCGAGCUCCAGUUCCGGCAGUCAGAUCCUGGGCAUGCGGCUGGAGAGGAGCGACAAAGCGGCCAGCACGACAGAGGACGGACUCAUCCAGGUAACGGAGGAGAGCAACGUCCUGCUCCGGUUUUAUGGGGUGCACCUGAGUCCGAACGCAGCAUCUCGCAUUAGGUUCAUGGAGUAUGUGUAUACGGGGGACAGUGACGCGUUAAAUAGGACUUGUGAGGAUUUCACCAAAGACAUGAGCAUCGGCACCUAUAUGAACGUGAGCAAUAGGGGUACAUCAGGUGUGGUGAGUGUAUAUAUAAAGCCAAUGCGUAAGAGUGAACGAGAGAAGACCUACAGCCUGUGUGUCAGGCAGUAUUUGGGAGAUAAAUGGCUCCAGUUGGGUGAUAAUGAUGGUAGAUUGGUAGUCGUAGAGGAGAAAACAUCUCUUUUACCUCUUUGGUUUCAAGUCAUCCUGGUGUCAAGCUUGUUGGCAUUGUCCGGCAUGUUCAGUGGACUCAACCUGGGGCUCAUGGCAUUGGAUCCAAUGGAGCUUCGCAUUGUGCAAAGUUGUGGCACUAAUAAGGAGAAGAAGUAUGCACGGAAAAUCGAACCCAUUCGAAGUAAGGGCAACUAUCUGCUUUGCUCUUUAUUGUUGGGUAAUGUGCUGGUCAACACAACUUUGACGAUCCUACUGGAUGAUUUGAUUGGGUCAGGGUUGGGAGCUGUGGUGGCAUCUACAGUUGGCAUUGUCAUAUUUGGUGAAAUCGUGCCACAAGCGCUCUGCUCGCGCCACGGCUUGGCCGUCGGCGCAAACACCAUCGUGCUGACCAAAUUUUUCAUGCUACUGACCUUCCCGUUGUCAUUCCCCAUCAGUAAGCUCUUGGAUUACAUCCUCGGGCAGGAAAUCGGCACCGUCUACAACCGUGAGAAGCUAGUAGGGAUGUUAAAGGUCACAGAGCCCUACAACGACCUGGUCAAAGAAGAGCUGAACAUCAUUCAAGGCGCUCUCGAACUCAGAACCAAGACGGUUGAGGAUGUGAUGACACCACUGAGCAACUGCUUCAUGAUUCACAUUGACGCCGUGCUCGACUUCAACACCAUGUCGGAGAUCAUGGAAAGUGGCUACACGCGGAUACCUGUGUACGACUGUGAGCGCUCCAACAUUGUUGACAUCCUGUACGUCAAAGACCUGGCCUUCGUUGACCCGGACGACUGCACGACGCUUAAAACGGUCACCAAGUUCUACAACCACCCGGUGCAUUUUGUCUUCCACGACACUAAGCUGGAUGCCAUGUUGGAGGAGUUUAAAAAAGGUAAAUCCCACCUGGCCAUCGUUCAGAAGGUGAAUAAUGAGGGUGAAGGAGAUCCGUUCUACGAGGUUCUGGGGCUGGUCACGCUGGAGGACGUUAUUGAGGAAAUCAUCAAAUCCGAGAUCUUGGACGAGUCUGAUCUCUACACUGACAAUCGUAACAAAAAGAAAGUGGAUCCCAACAAGAACAAGAGGGACUUUUCUGCUUUCAAACAGAACGAAUCCAAAGUCAAGAUAUCCCAGCAGCUAAUGCUAGCAGCACAUCGUUUCCUCGCUACUGAGGUGAGCAUUUUCAGUCCACUCCAGAUCAAAGACAAGGUCUUACUGCGAAUCCUCAAGCACCCGGAUGUCAUUCAAGAGAUCAAGUUCAACGAGAACGACAAGCGCUCGCAACAGCACUAUUUAUAUCAGCGUGGAAAACCUGUCGACUUUUUCAUCCUCAUCCUUCAGGGUCGGGUAGAAGUUGAGGCUGGAAAUGAGAAUAUGAAGUUUGAGGCCGGUCCUUUCUCGUAUUACGGAGUCAUGGCACUGACUUCACCAUGCCUAGCUGUCACCCCCCCUCUCUCUCCCUCCGUGGUGUCGCCUCGUCCGCGCCGCCUUUCGCUUAAGAGGUUUUCUCUGUUCUCGCGUUUCCCAGGCGUGCCACAACAUGAACUGACGGAUUUCAUGUGCAUUCCAGAGUUUCGCUCCCCGUCUCAUUUGAGCGGUUUGAACCGCUCUGCGUCUCUGAGUUGCACUGAGAGGGUCGAUUCUGUGUCCAUCGGCGGCAGUAACAGUCAGCUCAAUAACAGCCCCGCGGCACAGUACGUCCCUGAUUUUAAUGUGCGGGCCCUCACUGACCUACAGUUUGUAAAGGUCACUCGUUCGCAGUACCAAAACGGCCUCCUGGCUUCAAAGCUGGACAGCACCCCUCAGUCCCCUCAGAGCAGCCAUACGCGACUGGAUACCGGCCCUCUUCCGCCUCUUCCGCUUCCCACCCCUCCCAUCAGCACAAACAACACCGCAGCGCCGACGGCUCCCAGAGAGAAUGGGCCGGAUGAGACCACCUCGCUGCUCAACGACAAGAACAGCCUGUCCAAAUGGCAGCCAAACCACCCCCAUCCUCAAAACCAGUCACACCUGAACACCAAUGUCAACUCCAACUCCAGCCCCACCCCUCAUCCCCACGGCAACAGCAGCCCGACGCCCUUCCCUCACGCGCACCAUGUGCACAUGUUCACGCACGCGCACACCGAGAGCACCAUUUGACGACACUAAUCUGGGGCUCUGACGCCUUGCGGAGCUCCAGAGUUGACCGAAUGCAUCUACGGCCUCGAUUCGAGAGGCCAAAGGUGUCCUAAAGAACUCCAAAAAAAGGUGCAUUGUUGGACGUGAUCUCACUGUGAUUUUAGGGGCUGCGGGUUCGGCCCGACGUCGAGGUGUUUAUGACAAGUUAUGGUGACUUAUUACCUGUAUUGCAUGCUAAUCAUAUAGACAUGUAAUCACGUAGACACUAUCUCAAUGUUUUCGGUAAAUUAUGUUCAUGCGACAAAUAUGCCCAUUUAUAAGGCAUUAUACAAUAUUUCUUCAGUAUAUAACAGAGUUAUUGUACGAAAUGCACUUUUUAUAAUGUCUCUGACACGGCAGCAUACAUUUGUGUGCUGUAGUUUUCUGAGAUUUUGAAGCAUAAGAGCACUUUGAGCCUCAUAAGCUAUUAUUGGACUGUUUGUGUACAGCUAACCUUUUAGCACAAACAAUAAUCCUUUCAAAGAGACUGGUCUGGUUUAUUUGGUUAUUUGCCAGGGUUAUUUGGUACGUGUGGCUAUGUGAUGUAGCUGUGAUGAAAUUGUAGCUCUGCGUGACGAACGUGAAGGGAAACUUUGUAAAUAUAGUUUGGAGACGUGAAAUUUGCUGACGCAGACGUGGUUUGGAGAACCUUACGUGCUCAGUAUGUACUCAAAACUGUGAGAAAUUUGUAGCAAAAAAAAAACAUUGAGCAUUGACCCAUGCAAAACCCAGACCUGAUAUAUGAAACUAAAAUUAUGAUAAAAUAUUUUAUUUAAAGAUUAAUGUAUUUAUCUUUCAUCUAAUUUUGUGUAAUUUUUUUUUUUUUUUUUUUUGGACAUAAUUGUAAUUCAUCCCCUGGAUGAAUCUCACAAGAGUUAUAUUUCACAACAACAUUUUAUUCGACAAAAUAAAGCCUAUAUACACCAUUAA